This is a messenger RNA of Linum tenue, 1853 nucleotides long. The record is from the annotation of a GenBank genome assembly. Lineage: Eukaryota; Viridiplantae; Streptophyta; Magnoliopsida; Malpighiales; Linaceae.
CCACCCUCGCUGUUGCUUUGCUUACCUCCUCUCCUCUCCAUUAUUACUCAUAUAUUUUUUUUUUCUUAUUUUGUUGGGUAGCUCUUUUUUUUUUUUUUUUUCUGUUUUCGGGGGAGGGUUUUCGUCCGUUUUCUCAUCUAUCAACUCCCACCUCCCUCUUUCUGCCUGCCUCGCCUCCUUCCCUACUUCCACCGCACCAUCAUCUGCUCUCUCCAUUCUUCUUCACCCUCCCUACUUUCUUUUGUCUUCUUUCCCCCCUCCUUUUUCUCUACCACCACCACCGCCCUCCCGCGUCUUUGUUAUCAUCGUCGUCAUCAUCCUCUCGUGUUUGCCCACCAAACUAUCUGCAACGGUGCAUUUCUGGGUCUCCUCAGAUCUUCUCAAUAACCUGAUCAUCGCCUAUCUGUUCCUUUUCUUUCGAUUCCAAAGGAUCUGUUGCUGAAACCAAAUCAAAGGUGCUUCAUAUUUAAGGGUGAAUCUUUUUUAUAAUCCGAAGCCUUUGAAGUUUAUGAUAAAUUAGAUUGCGGAAAAUGCUGGGAGGCAAUAGCGGCAAUCCCCUUGUUCCAGUUUUCCUGGAUGAGAACCGCAUUCCUUAUCAGAACAACGCUUCAAACCAGCUGCAGUUAUUUGGUAAUUUGCCAGCUGGAUGUAACGUUGAUGCUGUAAACUAUUUUGGAAAUGAGCAUAUCUCUCCUAUGCUUCAGCCCAAUAAACGAAGCAGGGAGCCAGAAGACUUUAGUAGACAAAAAAAGCUCCAAAUUUCAUUGAACUAUAACAUUUGCAAAGAUGAAGCUGACCGCUCAGCAAGUGUUCCGAACAACCCUAAUGCUGUGUCAACUGGGUUACGACUAUCAUAUGACGACGAUGAACGAAACUCUUCUCUGACUUCAGCAAGUGGGAGUAUGGCAGCAGCAAAACCUUCAAUGAUCUUGUCAUCCCUUGGGGACAAUAUUCGGUCUGAGCUUGAUCGCCAGAAAGAGGAAUUUGAUCAAUAUAUCAAACUUCAGGAGGAGCACCUGGCUAAGGGAGUGAGGGACAUGAAACAGAGACAUGUUGCCUCAUUUCUUGGUGCUAUUGAGAAGGGUGUUGCAAAGAAGAUUCGGGAGAAAGACAUAGAGAUAGAGAAUAUGAACCGUCGAAACAAGGAGUUGAUUGACAGAAUAAAACAAGUGGCGACAGAAGCCCAGAAUUGGUACUACAAGGCAAAGAACAGCGAAUCACUGGCCAAUGUCCUGAAGACCAAUCUCCAGCAGGCAAUUGCUCAGGGGGCUGAUCAAGUAAAAGAAGGAUUUGGGGACAGUGAGUUUGAUGAUGCUGCCUCUUGCAUUGAUCCUAAUAACAACUACCUGAAGAUGACGAUAGGUGGUUGUGGCCCUUCAUCAAAGCCUCUCUCUCGGCGAGGUGGCUCUAAAGAGCAUAUGACCUGCAGAGCAUGCAAAGCAAGGGAGGUGUCGGUAUUGUUAAUGCCUUGCAGGCAUCUGUGCCUAUGUAUAGACUGCGACAUGUUCGUCAAUGUUUGCCCUGUAUGCCAGUUGAUCAAAACUACCAGCAUCCAAGUAUACUUGUCCUAAAUUAUGAAAAAUUGAAAUGUCACUCAAAUGUGAAAGGAAAAAAAAAGGGUCAUCCUAACUCUCUUCUGUGAUAAAAGAAAAACCAAACCUCAUGCAGGGUCUUUCCUGGUAUUACAAAAGUUGUAUUUGGAGUAACCUUGUUUAUUUUUGGGAAAAUGGAGUUCGAGUAAAGUAUGUUUCUAUUCCAUCUUUUUCCCCCUCUAUCAUGAAAACUGUCAAGAGUGCUUGUUUUUUAAACCAUGGAAAGAAGGUAGCCAUUCUGCUGUUAUAUAGCUUUGGUGG